AUGCGAGCUUUAUGGGUGCACAGUGUGGUAUUGGGCCAUUUUGAUUCCCUAGCAUUACUAGACCGCAACCAUUUUACAUUACACACACAUGAACAUGAAUCCUGCCUAAGGGGGCACCUGGACUAUUGGCAUGGGCAGAAAGGAAAGGCGCGUAAGGGCCUGUAUGAACUUAAGUCUCUGGAGGACGCUCAGAGAAUCGAUGAGACUAGACCUGCUGUAACUUGCGACAUUUCUGCAGCUGUCGCUGCUUAUGUUGCCUCCGCUGCAGCUGCUUCUGCUGGAGUUAGCAUUAUUUUGGGUCCUGCAGAUACUGUCGGAGAUGUGCUGCAACAGCAGGUGAGGAUAGUGGCCCUCGACUCUGGAAAAGGCAUCGAGACAAAUAAGCCACAGGGUGAAAUUGACGCUGUAUUCAAUCUCUGCAACAGCAGGCACACACGUUAA
Eimeria necatrix is the source of this 441-nucleotide messenger RNA. RefSeq lists its product as hypothetical. NCBI's taxonomy places the organism in Eukaryota, Apicomplexa, Conoidasida, Eucoccidiorida, Eimeriidae. Bases 1 to 441 code for a protein of 146 amino acids. The transcript has a single exon. The record is from RefSeq and is a predicted model, not a curated record.